This is a messenger RNA of Dibothriocephalus latus, 384 nucleotides long. NCBI's taxonomy places the organism in Eukaryota, Metazoa, Platyhelminthes, Cestoda, Diphyllobothriidea, Diphyllobothriidae. The record is from the annotation of a GenBank genome assembly.
UUGACCUUCCUAUCUUUUAUCGCUCAUCAUUCAGCAGCUCAUUAUGCGGCCAGAGCAGCGACUCCCGGCGGGAUCGUUUUCAGACCCGCCAGGUUAACGGUCCCCGGGGUGCCGUCAGCACGGAUUUCGGACUGUUGGGCUUUCACCUUUGCCAACCCGACCUUCCAGAUGGAGAAGCCGCUUGACUGCAGCCGUGAAAACCAAAACAUCCUCUUAGGCAGUCAAAAAACCUUCGGUGUCGCCUGGAGCAGCAUUGAACCAGCGGCAGCAGCAGCAACAGCCACGGCCGUAAAGCCUGUUGACCAGCAGCCGAAGCAGACCUCACAGGUUGUCCAACCCCGCUAUGUGACUUGCUACUAUGAUCCGCUAUACAUGCCAGUGUAA